Molecule: messenger RNA, 6453 nt
Organism: Mus pahari (shrew mouse)
Lineage: Eukaryota; Metazoa; Chordata; Mammalia; Rodentia; Muridae
Gene: Chd4
Product: chromodomain helicase DNA binding protein 4
Exons: 38
Coding region: 220-5841 (1873 amino acids)
Biological process (GO): negative regulation of transcription by RNA polymerase II; chromatin remodeling
Cellular component (GO): nucleus; NuRD complex; chromatin
Molecular function (GO): ATP-dependent chromatin remodeler activity; ATP binding; chromatin binding
Source: RefSeq, a predicted model, not a curated record
GGAUUUCCCGGCCGGUGUUUCGGGCCCUUUAAGAGGCGACGCCGGAGCCGGAGCCAUUUUCCCCCCUUCGGCCGCGGCGAGGAGGAGCCGGAGCGGGAGUGACACCGGCGAGACCCAGCGCGACCUGAGGCGGCUCUAGGUGACUCGGGCCAGUGCAGAGGGCCCCAGGCCGCAGGCAGGAGCAGCUGGGCCAAUUCCCUGGCCGGGGAACGGAAGGGGAUGGCGUCGGGCCUGGGCUCCCCGUCCCCCUGCUCAGCGGGCAGUGAGGAGGAGGAUAUGGAUGCACUUCUGAACAACAGCCUGCCCCCACCCCAUCCAGAAAACGAGGAAGACCCGGAAGAGGAUUUAUCAGAAGCAGAGACUCCAAAGCUCAAGAAGAAGAAAAAGCCUAAGAAACCUCGAGACCCUAAAAUCCCUAAGAGCAAGCGCCAAAAAAAGGAGCUGGGGGACAGCUCUGGGGAGGGGCCAGAGUUUGUGGAGGAGGAGGAAGAGGUGGCUCUGCGCUCAGACAGUGAGGGCAGCGACUAUACUCCUGGCAAGAAGAAGAAAAAGAAGCUUGGACCUAAGAAAGAGAAGAAGAGCAAAUCCAAGCGGAAGGAGGAGGAGGAAGAGGAGGACGAGGAUGAUGAUUCCAAGGAACCUAAGUCAUCUGCCCAGCUUUUGGAAGACUGGGGCAUGGAAGACAUCGACCAUGUGUUCUCAGAAGAAGAUUACCGGACCCUCACCAACUACAAGGCCUUCAGCCAGUUUGUCCGACCCCUGAUUGCUGCUAAAAACCCCAAGAUUGCUGUCUCCAAGAUGAUGAUGGUCUUGGGUGCAAAGUGGAGGGAAUUCAGUACCAACAACCCCUUCAAGGGCAGCUCAGGAGCGUCAGUGGCAGCUGCAGCUGCAGCGGCUGUGGCUGUGGUGGAGAGCAUGGUGACAGCUACUGAAGUUGCCCCUCCCCCUCCCCCCGUGGAGGUGCCGAUCCGCAAGGCCAAGACCAAGGAGGGCAAAGGUCCCAAUGCUCGGAGGAAGCCGAAAGGCAGCCCGCGAGUGCCUGACGCCAAGAAGCCCAAACCCAAGAAAGUAGCCCCUCUGAAGAUAAAGCUGGGAGGGUUCGGCUCCAAGCGGAAGAGAUCCUCGAGUGAGGACGACGAUUUAGAUGUAGAGUCUGACUUCGACGAUGCCAGUAUCAAUAGCUAUUCUGUUUCGGAUGGUUCCACCAGCCGCAGUAGUCGGAGCCGUAAGAAACUCCGGACCACUAAAAAGAAAAAGAAAGGCGAGGAGGAGGUGACUGCUGUGGAUGGUUAUGAGACAGACCACCAGGACUAUUGUGAGGUGUGCCAGCAAGGCGGCGAGAUCAUCCUGUGUGAUACCUGUCCCCGAGCCUACCAUAUGGUGUGCCUGGACCCAGACAUGGAGAAGGCCCCCGAGGGCAAGUGGAGCUGCCCACACUGUGAGAAGGAGGGCAUCCAGUGGGAAGCUAAGGAGGACAAUUCUGAGGGCGAGGAGAUUCUGGAAGAAGUUGGGGGAGACCCAGAAGAGGAGGAUGACCAUCAUAUGGAAUUCUGUCGUGUCUGCAAGGAUGGCGGGGAGCUUCUAUGCUGUGACACCUGCCCUUCUUCCUACCAUAUCCACUGCCUGAACCCUCCGCUGCCAGAGAUCCCAAAUGGCGAAUGGCUCUGUCCCCGCUGUACUUGUCCAGCUCUUAAGGGCAAAGUGCAGAAGAUCCUAAUUUGGAAGUGGGGCCAGCCACCGUCUCCCACACCAGUGCCUCGGCCUCCAGAUGCUGAUCCUAAUACCCCAUCUCCCAAACCCUUGGAGGGGCGGCCGGAGAGGCAGUUCUUUGUGAAAUGGCAAGGCAUGUCUUACUGGCACUGCUCCUGGGUGUCAGAACUGCAGUUGGAGCUGCACUGUCAGGUGAUGUUCAGAAACUACCAACGGAAGAAUGAUAUGGAUGAGCCACCUUCUGGGGACUUUGGUGGAGAUGAAGAGAAGAGCCGAAAGCGAAAGAACAAGGACCCUAAGUUUGCAGAGAUGGAAGAGCGCUUCUACCGCUAUGGAAUAAAACCGGAGUGGAUGAUGAUCCACCGCAUCCUCAACCACAGUGUGGACAAGAAGGGCCACGUCCACUAUUUAAUCAAGUGGCGAGACUUACCCUAUGACCAGGCGUCUUGGGAGAGUGAGGAUGUGGAGAUACAGGACUAUGACCUGUUCAAGCAGGGCUACUGGAACCACAGGGAAUUAAUGAGGGGCGAAGAAGGACGACCUGGCAAGAAGCUUAAGAAGGUGAAGCUACGGAAACUGGAAAGGCCUCCGGAGACCCCAACUGUUGAUGUGAGUGUGGGUGGAAGGGGAAGGGUGUGUUUGUUGUGUGGGCAGUAUGCUGCAGUCAUGGGUCACUCCAAAGGCCCCUUCUUAGUGAGCGCUCCUCUGUCCACCAUCAUCAACUGGGAGAGAGAGUUUGAGAUGUGGGCUCCUGAUAUGUAUGUGGUAACCUAUGUGGGUGACAAGGACAGCCGUGCCAUCAUCCGGGAAAAUGAGUUCUCCUUUGAAGACAAUGCCAUCCGUGGUGGCAAGAAGGCCUCAAGGAUGAAGAAAGAAGCGUCUGUGAAGUUCCAUGUCCUGCUGACAUCCUACGAGUUGAUCACCAUUGAUAUGGCCAUCUUGGGCUCUAUUGACUGGGCCUGCCUCAUUGUGGAUGAAGCCCAUCGGCUGAAGAACAACCAGUCUAAGUUCUUCCGAGUUUUGAACGGUUACUCACUCCAGCACAAGCUGUUGCUAACUGGAACGCCAUUACAAAACAAUCUAGAGGAGCUGUUUCAUCUGCUCAACUUUCUCACCCCUGAGAGGUUCCACAACUUAGAAGGCUUCUUGGAGGAGUUUGCAGACAUUGCCAAAGAGGACCAGAUUAAAAAACUUCACGACAUGCUGGGGCCUCACAUGCUGCGGCGGCUCAAAGCAGAUGUCUUCAAGAAUAUGCCAUCCAAGACAGAGCUGAUUGUGCGUGUGGAGUUGAGCCCUAUGCAGAAGAAGUACUACAAGUAUAUUCUCACGCGGAAUUUCGAAGCACUUAAUGCUCGAGGUGGUGGCAACCAGGUUUCUCUGCUGAAUGUGGUGAUGGAUCUUAAGAAGUGCUGCAACCACCCUUACCUCUUCCCUGUGGCAGCGAUGGAAGCCCCUAAGAUGCCUAAUGGUAUGUAUGAUGGCAGUGCCCUAAUCCGAGCAUCUGGGAAGUUGUUGCUGCUGCAGAAGAUGCUUAAGAACCUGAAAGAGGGAGGGCACCGUGUGCUCAUCUUCUCCCAGAUGACCAAGAUGUUGGACUUGCUAGAGGAUUUUUUAGAACAUGAAGGUUAUAAAUAUGAACGCAUUGAUGGUGGAAUCACUGGGAACAUGCGUCAGGAGGCCAUUGAUCGAUUCAAUGCACCGGGAGCUCAACAGUUCUGCUUCUUGCUUUCCACUCGAGCUGGGGGCCUUGGAAUCAAUCUGGCCACUGCUGACACAGUUAUUAUAUAUGACUCUGACUGGAACCCUCAUAAUGACAUCCAGGCCUUUAGCAGAGCCCACCGUAUUGGGCAAAAUAAGAAGGUGAUGAUCUACCGGUUUGUGACCCGUGCAUCAGUGGAGGAGCGCAUCACACAGGUGGCAAAGAAGAAGAUGAUGUUGACACAUUUAGUGGUACGGCCCGGUCUGGGCUCCAAGACAGGCUCGAUGUCCAAACAGGAGCUUGAUGAUAUCCUCAAGUUUGGCACUGAGGAACUAUUCAAGGAUGAAGCCACAGAUGGAGGAGGAGACAACAAGGAGGGAGAAGACAGCAGUGUUAUCCAUUAUGACGAUAAGGCCAUUGAACGACUGCUGGAUCGAAACCAGGAUGAGACUGAAGACACAGAAUUACAGGGCAUGAAUGAAUAUUUGAGCUCAUUCAAAGUGGCUCAGUAUGUGGUACGGGAAGAAGAGAUGGGGGAGGAAGAGGAGGUAGAACGGGAAAUCAUAAAACAGGAAGAGAGUGUGGAUCCUGACUACUGGGAGAAAUUGCUGCGGCACCAUUAUGAGCAGCAGCAAGAAGAUCUAGCCCGAAAUCUGGGCAAAGGAAAAAGAAUCCGUAAACAGGUCAACUACAAUGAUGGCUCACAGGAGGACCGAGAUUGGCAGGACGACCAGUCCGACAACCAGUCCGAUUACUCGGUGGCCUCAGAGGAAGGUGAUGAAGACUUUGACGAACGGUCAGAAGCUCCCCGCAGGCCCAGUCGCAAGGGCCUGCGGAAUGAUAAAGAUAAGCCGUUACCUCCUCUGCUGGCCCGUGUUGGUGGGAACAUUGAAGUACUUGGUUUUAAUGCUCGUCAGCGAAAAGCAUUUCUUAAUGCAAUUAUGCGAUAUGGCAUGCCACCCCAGGAUGCUUUUACCACUCAGUGGCUUGUGAGAGAUCUUCGAGGCAAGUCAGAGAAAGAAUUUAAGGCUUAUGUGUCACUGUUCAUGCGACAUCUGUGUGAGCCUGGGGCAGAUGGGGCUGAGACCUUUGCUGAUGGCGUCCCCCGAGAAGGCCUGUCUCGUCAACAUGUUCUCACUAGGAUCGGUGUUAUGUCUCUGAUUCGAAAGAAGGUUCAGGAGUUUGAACAUGUUAAUGGACGCUGGAGCAUGCCAGAACUGGCUGAAGUAGAGGAAAACAAAAAAAUGUCUCAGCCAGGUUCACCCUCUCCCAAGACUCCUACACCUUCCACACCAGGGGACACACAGCCCAACACUCCUGCGCCUGUGCCGCCUGCUGAGGAUGGGAUAAAAAUAGAGGAAAAUACCCUUAAAGAAGAAGAGAGCACUGAAGGAGAGAAGGAAGUUAAAUCUACAGCCCCUGAGGCGACUGUGGAGUGUACACAGCCCCCUGCCCCUGCCACUGCCCCUGCCACUACCACUGCUACUGCCAGUGCCCCUGAGGAUGACAAGGCUCCUGCCGAGCCUCCUGAGGGGGAGGAAAAAGUGGAAAAGGCAGAGGUGAAGGAGAGAACAGAGGAGCCUAUGGAGACGGAGCCCAAAGGUACUACAGAGGUGGAGAAAGUAGAGGAGAAGUCUGCGGUAGACCUGACCCCAAUCGUGGUGGAAGACAAAGAAGAGAAGAAGGAGGAGGAAGAGAAAAAGGAGGUGAUGCUUCAGAAUGGAGAAACUCCCAAGGAUCUCAGUGAUGAGAAACAGAAGAAAAACAUCAAACAGCGUUUCAUGUUCAACAUUGCAGAUGGUGGUUUUACUGAGUUGCAUUCCCUGUGGCAGAAUGAAGAGCGGGCAGCCACAGUCACUAAGAAGACUUAUGAGAUCUGGCACCGUCGCCAUGACUACUGGCUGCUGGCGGGCAUUAUAAACCACGGCUAUGCCCGGUGGCAGGACAUCCAGAAUGACCCACGGUAUGCCAUCCUCAAUGAGCCUUUCAAGGGUGAAAUGAAUCGUGGCAAUUUUCUAGAGAUCAAGAAUAAAUUUUUAGCUCGAAGAUUCAAGCUCUUAGAACAAGCCCUGGUGAUCGAGGAGCAGCUUCGCAGGGCAGCUUACCUGAACAUGUCCGAGGACCCCUCUCACCCGUCUAUGGCCCUUAACACCCGCUUCGCUGAGGUGGAGUGUUUGGCAGAGAGUCACCAGCACCUGUCCAAGGAGUCGAUGGCAGGGAAUAAGCCGGCCAAUGCAGUCCUACACAAAGUCCUGAAACAGCUGGAGGAACUGUUGAGUGACAUGAAAGCUGAUGUGACGCGGCUCCCAGCCACCAUUGCCCGCAUCCCCCCGGUCGCUGUGAGGUUACAGAUGUCAGAGCGGAACAUUCUCAGCCGCCUGGCAAACAGGGCGCCAGAACCUCCCCCGCAGCAGGUAGCCCAGCAGCAGUGAAGACCCAGAGUGAUGAGCCACCUCCACCACUGAGCAGUGACCUUCCUCACUUUCUCUUGUCCCGGCUGCCCCUGGGGGCCAGAGAGACCCUUGCCUUCCUUCUACCCAUCUUCUGAGUUGUAAAGGAACAGCCCCGUGCACUGGGGCAGGGAGGGAGGGAGAGGCAAUGGUGCCCUUCCUGCUGGAGAGACAAGCAGUAGCAGCGCAGUGCCCGCCCGCCCGCCCGCCUGUCCGCCACAUGCAAGGAGCCGUGGGUUGACUGCCUUCUGGACCCUGGCUUCUCCCCACUGUGCGCCUGUUACAAACUGUUGUGGGUUCUGCCAGGCUUGAAGAAAAUGAUCUGAAUUUCUUCCUCUUUUUGGUUUUAUUUUGUUGGUUUACUUUGUGUUUUCUCCUUUUGGGGGUACUCAGAGUGGGCCGGCCCCUGGGUGAGACACAGCUACCUCUGUUGGCAUCUUUUUCAUACCAGGAACCCAGUGGCUCCAGCCCCUGAGCAGCUAAAUAAAGUUGGAGGAAAAAAAAAAAAAAAGAAAGAAAAAGAGCCAAAAGCAUAAAAAAAACCACAGCAAAUUUCUUGAUGAGAACUGAAAAUAAAAGUUUCCUUGUAUUUUA